AUGCCGAUACACUAUAUUUCGUUCGCAUUAAGCGGUGUAACUGAUCGCGUUUUGGAUGCAUCACCAAAUACAGUCUGGCGUGUACGGGUACGAGCUGAGAACGAGGCUGGUGCAUCGGACUGGAGCAAAGAGGUGUCAAUUACAACUGCUGAAGGUGCGCCAAGCGCAGUACAAGACCUUGAUGCUCGUCCAUCCGGACCGGAAGCGGCAGCAAUCUCCUGGCGUCCACCGGCGCAGCCGAAUGGUGAAAUUACGGGAUACACGUUGGUAUACCGGCUGAAAUCUAGGGGUGAAUGCGGUCCACGAUCAGCUCAGCCAAUCACGAGAAACACACUUGCUGAGGGAAUCCUGCUUGACGGCCUCUUACCUGAUUCAACAUACGACGUUCAUGUUACCGCGCACACUUCACAAGCGGGCCCACAGUCUAACAUUGUUACCGUUACUACGAAUGAAGAUGGUGAGCUAAUUUCUUAUUCGUUUCUCUAA
This is a messenger RNA of Gongylonema pulchrum, 486 nucleotides long. The record is from the annotation of a GenBank genome assembly. Lineage: Eukaryota; Metazoa; Nematoda; Chromadorea; Rhabditida; Gongylonematidae.